AUGACUUCUGCCAAGAAACUGCCAUCAAGUUCGAGCACUGAGCAAAACCAAUCUCCUCAUCUGCCUCUCUGCACAAAUCCUGGCAAUCCGGUGUUUUCCUGUAUGCUGGACCCUGAAACACUCAUGACCAAUGGUUCUUUGAUAAAGCCUCAGGUUUUACUGUUUAAAACAACUUCAAGUGAAUAUGGUGCUAUACCACCUAUCUCACAGAUGGUACCCUGUACUUAUCAUCCAGUGGAUCAAACCUUUUCAAAACACUUACUCACUUGUGGGUCAUUUCAAGAUAGUUAUUUCAACACUGCCAUUGACAGAAGUAGGGUAUAUGACUACCCCAAUUUCCAGCAUACUCUGUAA
This is a messenger RNA of Gymnogyps californianus (California condor), 354 nucleotides long. It is a transcript of the gene PIERCE2, whose product is annotated as piercer of microtubule wall 2. Gene Ontology annotation, cellular component: axonemal microtubule. Lineage: Eukaryota; Metazoa; Chordata; Aves; Accipitriformes; Cathartidae. The transcript has a single exon. Bases 1 to 354 code for a protein of 117 amino acids. Gene Ontology annotation, biological process: axoneme assembly. The record is from RefSeq and is a predicted model, not a curated record.